AUGGAAUGGUUUCGAUAUCUAGUCUCCUUCCUGCUAUUAAUUCAUUUAAGCUUAGCUGCGAUUCGUAUGAGUCAACCAAAGAUUCUAUUACCAUUUCAUCCGCGUAUUGAAACAAAUUUUACGUUAGAAGCAACCGAUGGCUGUUUUCAAUGGUCAUCAUCACGCCCGGAUCUCGUUCGUAUUGAUCCCGUAGGAGAAUUUUCAAUAAAAAAUGGUGAAAAUUGUUCCCUACAUGCUAAUGUGAUAGCUCAUACAAAACACUCAUUACGUGCAAGUGCAACGGUUUAUGCUCGAGAUAUUCUAACUGGACAAUCAGUUCGAUGCGAUGUUAUUAUCGAUAAAAUUCAAACAAUCGAAAUUGUUUAUACAACAACACGAUUGUAUUUAGAAGAUGCUCCUGAAUUAUUUAAAUUACGUGCUCAUGAUCAACAUGGAUCAACAUUUUCCUCGAUUGAACAUUUUCCUUAUGAAUGGAAAUUAUUGAAUGCUGCUAUUGUUGACGAACAAAGCGUAAAAAAACCAGCAACUGGAACACUCGAUGCAACAAAAGUCAUACGUAUUCUUCGUCUAACUGAUUCAUCUUAUGAAAUGAGUGAAACAGUUCGAAAUCUUGAAUCGCAUGGUUCAUUAUCCUAUGAAAUUCUACUCGAAGGUCUUCGUACUGGUUCAGCAUUUGUUCAAGCGGAAUUAAUCGAUAAUGAUCUCUAUCAUGGUAUUCGAACACGAUCUGUUCGAUUGUCUGUAUCAGCGAAUGUUCAAUUUCAUCCAUCCACUGAUGUUUAUUUACUCCCGUAUUCACGUUUAGCAUUUCGUCUUUUUCAAAUCAAAAGACAAGAAUCAACAGAUAUAACAGAUUUACCAUCAACACGAAUGCUCUACGAAGUUAAACUAGUUAAUGAUGAUGCUGGCCAUUUGAAUGACCAAACACUUCUAUUUACGGCAACCGAUCAUGCUGAUGAACAAUCACGUGUUGAAUUAAUCGAUCGAAAUAUGAAAGCAAUCGAUAAUGAUACAUAUGAGCCAACAUCUCUAAUGAUACGUAUUGUUAAUAUUGGCUAUUUAUCAGCUAUAACUAAUUCAACACGACCAUGGAUAUUUCAAGUCGGAGCCUAUUAUCUUGUUACUGUCGAAAUGUUUGAUGUUAAUGGAAGAAAAAUUUAUCCAACAGAUAAUUUAGAUUUAUCGGCUUCGAUUCCAAAUGAAUCUCAUAAAACUUGUUUAAGUUUAAAAUCUCUGUAUCAAAAUGGUACACAAUACGUACUUCGACCAAAUUGUCCAGGAAGAUUUGAAUUAGAAUUUCGUCUUAAUGGAAUGAAAGUUCAUGAUCUUAUCGAGACAUUAGUUACAGCUUCAACAAAACAAUGGUUUGAAGUUUAUUUACCAUUAGUUGCACAACCCAAACGAGUUCUCUUACCUGAAAGAACAGGAGUCAAAGAUGUGAAAACACCCUAUUGUCCAAUUAAAGUAUUAGGUGGAAGUGGAGAUUACACUUUUACGUCAAGAGAUACAAGUGUUGUUACUGUAUCUUCAACGGGUGAUCUCAUGGAACAAACUUCAUUAAAUUCUACGACAGUCGAUAUCUUCGAUAAAAAGUCACCUGAAUUAAAUGCAUCUGUCUCCGUACAAGUUGUUCAACCGACUGAAUUUAGUUUAUUUGCAUGUCCAGUUGAAACAGAUCUUAAUUCUCUACUCUAUUUACCUAUUCAAUUAUAUUAUAAAAAACAACCGUUCACAUGUUGUUCUCAUCUUGAUUUCGAUAUACUUAUUGAUAAUAAUAUAUUUCAAUAUCAAGGUAUUAUUCCAUCGCACGAUCAUGUUAACGAGUCUUGUGCAUUGCUCGUAUUCAAACCAAUAAAAACUGGCCUAACAAAUGUUCGUGUUAUUCUUAAAAACUCAAAUCUUCAACAAACAAUCAGUUUAAGUGCCUAUGAAAAAUUAAACGUCAACCUCAAUAGUUUAUUAUUAACUACAAAUUCUCAAUAUACAUUAGAAUUAUCCAAUGGUCCAUUGAAUUUUCAUGAUCAUGAGUCAUUAAAAUACGAUAUAUUUCCAUUGGACAAUCACAUUAAAUUCAAGCAGGAUCCAUCGAACUCAAAUCUGUUACGUGUAAAAUGUGUUAAACCCAUCGAACAUAUUCAAUUCGAUGUAUCAAAACAAAAUUCUCCAACAAAACAAAAUCUUUGUCCCGUAAAAUCAACCAUUUCAAUCGAUGUAACAUGUCAAACAACAAUCUAUUCUCUCUCACUUCAACCUAUACUUCAUACACAAUGUCCGCUAUCGAAUCGUGAUUAUGUGAUUACAUAUUUCAAUCAAAUUUUAUUGAUAAACAUCAUCGCUUAUAAUGAGCAUCAAAUUCCCUUUACAAAUUUUUCAUCAUUAAAAACUGAUUGUUCCAUCAAAUCCAAUGGCCAUUUAGCUGAUCUUCGCAUGAACAAGAAUCAAUUGGAAGUCAUACCAAAAUCUCAACCGGGCAAGAUUUUACUUCAUUGUUCAGUCGAUAAAAUUGAGCAACAACUUGAAAUUGAAUUUAUAACAAAUAUUCAAAUACCAAGUCCAAUUAAAUUGAUUUACAUCAAUGAAUCUUUGUCGCCCUUAGAUAUUUAUGGAGGUUCGGGCUACUUUACAUUUGAAACAAAUGGACUAUCAACUAAUCCAUUAAUUGAAUUGAUAACCAAUGAUGUUAAUUCACGAUUAGUCUUUAUUAAACCAUUGAACUUUGGACGUACGAAUUUAAAGAUUGUUGAUCAAUGUUUACCGUCAUCGACAAAAUCCAUGGAAAUUAUUAUAGCUGAGAUUGACCGAUUGAAAAUUUCGGGUCGUAGUCGAUUAGAAUUAAAUACAACAUCAUUGAUUUAUAUUCAAGCAAUGGACUCCGAUGGAAAUUUAUUUAAUCUAACAAAUAUCUAUCAUUUGAUUAAUAUUAUGAUUGAACAAAGUCAAAAGCCGGAUAUUCUAUCAAUUGAAUAUGAACCAAAAUCAAAUUUAGAUCAUCAAACACUUGCCUAUCGAGUUCAUACGUUAGAUAUUGGACGAACCCAUGUUAAAUUCUAUGCACUAAAUGUUAAAAGUACUCUAAUUGAAUUUGAAGUUUAUGAAAAAUUACAAAUUCAACCAAAAGAAGUAAGCGUUUUACCAUUAUCAAUGGUACAACUCAUGAUUAAAGGUGGUUCUCAAAUGGCAGGAACAACUAUUGAAUGGUCAACAAAUAAUACAGAUGUUCUCGACUUGGAAAUAAAUAAUAUCUUUAAAACAAAAACCAUUGGUCAUGCCAUUGCUCGAGCAAAAUCAAUUGGAUUCGAUCCACUUUUAGGACAAUCUGUGGUCUACGGCGAAGACACCUGCGUGAUUCAUGUUGUUCAAAUACAUUCUAUUCGUCUUCAUAUCCCAACAACGGAAGUCCUACCAAAUAAAUUCGUUCCCGUAACUGUUCUUCCGUAUGAUCACGAGAAAAAUCUAAUUGUUAUAACUGAUGUAUUUCUUCAUUCGCUCGUAUUCACAUGGUCUUUAUCGAAUACUCAUCUUGCACAAUUUCGCCCGGUUAUUGGUAAUAUUUCAUCGUACACGCGUACGUUUGUCACAAAUAUUGAGACAUUAAGAACUGGUCGCAUUACUAUUGAUGUUCGUUUAUUGACAAAUUCGAAAAAUUUAAAUAAAUUAUUAAUACAAUCUUCUACUGAAUUAUCAAAUUCAAUUGAAUUAAACAUUCUUGAACCAUUUUAUCUAAAUGAUUUCGGUGAAACACGUACAAUUUUACUUGGACCCAAUUCUCGUUUGAAUUUAUUUCAUAUUCCCAAUGAUAUAACACUCGAACUUCUGUCGUCAUCAAAGAAUAUUCAUCUCGAUGCAGAUACGAAAAUUCUUCAUAGUGACCAAAGUGCCGAUGGUGAAGCAAUUCUAUAUAUGAAAUACCGUGGAACAAAACAAGAAAAAAAAUCUAUUGUCGGAACUUAUCUUGUUCAAAUUAAACCAAUUCAUUAUAUUCUUCUACAAAGUUAUUUAUCACAAGAAACUUCAUCUUUAUUUUCAUCGAUACCAGUCGAUUAUAAACUUCCAUUAAGUGUCUCUUAUCAUGAUGAAUUAGGCAGACGGUUCGAUGCAACGUCGAUAUCGAUUCGUACAUUUUCUUAUCGUGGUGAUAUGAUCGCCGCGAACUUCAACAACAGUCAAAUGUAUGAAAUAAUUCCAUUAAAAAAUGGUUCGAACAUUCUUGUCUUCGAUGGAGGUUUGAAAUAUUUACGAGCUUAUCUACCGGUACAAGCCAACAACGGUUUUCUCUUGCCAAAAUCGUCGAUAUCGACUCUAAAACAAUUGUAUUAUAUUGGUGAUAUUGUUUGUUUUGAAACAAAUAUAAAUAAUGACGAAAAAAAUAAAGAUCGAUGGAGUGGUGAUGAUGGCAUGUAUGUUGAUUCGACAUAUGGUAUUGGACAAAUGAUUAUGGACGGUGAACGACAUUUACAUUUAAAAAUCGACGGACAAACAAUUACAAGCGAACGAUUUAAUGUGCAAACACCAAAUGAAAUUAAAUUAUACAAAGGAGCAAACGACUUUUUAUACGAUGGCGAAGAAGGUAAACCAUCUUCGUAUCCGCUCAUAUUCGGCACUGAUUCGACAACAAAUCUUCAUGGUUCGUGUCAACGUGAAGGAAUUGAACACGCUCAAUCGAUUCGUACACUUCGUCCAUUAUUUGAAUGUCAUCUCGAUUUUGUUAAAAGCAAAACAAAUAAUCUCAAAGCUGCGUCCUUUUUCAAAACAGAAGCUAUAUUCGAUCUUGAUCUAAUGAGUUGGGCGUGUCGAAUAACUCGCAAAACAUCUCACGAUUCGAGUACAUUUGAUGAUUCAUUACGUUUGCUGGUUCAAACACCGUAUCAAACAACUUCCAACCAACUAAUCAUUCCAUAUCAACCGGUAUUUAAAUUAUCGUCAGCAUCAUCGAUAUAUCUUUCUGAAGAACAUCCUUACAAUUCAAUUCAUAUAUCAACAUUAUUAACCAAUGAAAAAUACAUGCAAUUAAAAUCAUCAGAUCCGUCAGUAGUGCGAAUAACAAAAAAUUCCACUGAUCCAUUUCUAUACAAUAUUGAAUUACGUCAUGGCGCAAACACAAAUAAUCAAGAACAAAUUUAUAUUGAUGUUAAAAAUACUCUAACAGGCCAAACUCAACGUGUAAAUAUCAGAAUACAAAAACGAUUCAUUGAUAACCCCAUUGGACGUAUAGUAGCAAGUCUUUUACUAUGUGCAUCAUUAGCAUUGAUUGUUUAUGGACUGGCAAAUCGAAAACCGUUUUCAUCGUCAUCAGCAAUAACACCAGGAACGCCAAUGAUUUCAAAGCAAAUCUCCUCAACACCUCGCGUUCUUCAUUCACCACCGACACCAAAAAGACAUUUACUAUUCGAUGAUCAUCAUUCGUCGCCUUUUGAUUCACCAACAUCGAUUCUAACUCAUGAUCAACCUGCUGUAAGACUCUAUUCAGCGCAAGAUUUACGUUCGCGAUCCAUAUCAAAUACGCCACGAUCAGCGAUGAGUAAUACAACAUUACCCACAACAGACGAUAGAGAUCUUCAAGCACGUUGGCAAAGACUUCAUGAAUGA
Messenger RNA from Rotaria socialis, 5586 nucleotides. The record is from the annotation of a GenBank genome assembly. Lineage: Eukaryota; Metazoa; Rotifera; Eurotatoria; Philodinida; Philodinidae.